Messenger RNA from Trachymyrmex cornetzi, 1080 nucleotides. RefSeq names its product odorant receptor 4-like. The transcript is spliced from 5 exons. The record is from RefSeq and is a predicted model, not a curated record. Gene Ontology annotation, cellular component: plasma membrane. Gene Ontology annotation, molecular function: odorant binding; olfactory receptor activity. Bases 1 to 1080 code for a protein of 359 amino acids. Gene Ontology annotation, biological process: sensory perception of smell; detection of chemical stimulus involved in sensory perception of smell. NCBI's taxonomy places the organism in Eukaryota, Metazoa, Arthropoda, Insecta, Hymenoptera, Formicidae.
AUGGAGACGGUCGCACUAAUCCUCACGUGUUUUACGUUCCUCUUCUGCGAAUUAAUCCCGACUAUGCUCUAUGUAUUUUUGGUGUUGACAGACUUUGGUUUGAGGAUAAAAGUUAUGGGCAGCGGACUAUUCACGUUAAUAGAAAUACUCAAGUACAGUUGUACUCUGCUAUACAAGAAUCAAGUGCGAAACUGUUUAAAAUUCGUUGAUGAGGACUGGCGAAACGUUAUCAAUCCGAGUGAUCGUAUCUCGAUGAUCGACAGAGUCAGAACUAGCAAACGUCUCAUUAUGAUGUGUGCCAUAUUCGUGUAUUUAACUGGCAUGGCUGUCCGAAUAAUAGUACCUCUGUCAAUAGGGAAGAUUAUUACUUCUGAAAAUAUCACUAUUAGACCACUACCUCACGUUGCUUAUCUUGUUAUAUUUGAUGUGCAGCGUAGUCCAGUUUACGAGAUCGUAUAUUUCAUACAAUUUCUAGCAGGAUUUAUAAAGUACACGAUUUCGAUUACAACUUUUAGUUUUAUGACACUUUGCGCGAUGCACUUUUGUGGGCAGUCUGACAUACUUGUAACGUUGAUGAACGAUUUCGUGAACGAGAAUCAAUCGAAAGACAUGAACAAGAGAUUGGCUAUUGUCGUGGAGCGUCAAAUCAGAAUAAGAAAUUUCUUACAAUUGGUGCAAAAUACCAUUCAGUAUACAAGUUUAAUACAAAUCAUGGGAUCUACAGUGUUGAUAUGCUUCGUAGAAUAUUACACUAUCAUGGAAUGGGAAAAUCAUAAUGUUAUUCGUAUGUGUACAUAUAUCAGUGGACUAAUAAUGUUAUCAUACAACAUAUUUAUUUACUGUUACAUGGGCGAGCAAAUCAUCGAACAGGGAGAAAAAGUAUCAUUAACAACACGCACUCUGGAAUGGUACCGUCUUGAAGAUGCAACAGCACGAGCAUUGAUUUUACUUAUAACUAUUUCCGAAAACCCAUUAAAACUUAAAGCAGGAAAUUUCAUAGAUAUUUCUCUAAGAACGUUUGGUAACGUUGCUAAGAUGACCGUGACAUAUUUAAAUAUUCUUCGAUCAGUUGAUCACUGA